AUGUACGCCAGAUAUGCCCCUCCCUCGAAUGGUGGAAGCAAUUCGAAUACUUCUCCUCCUCCAUCGUCAUUGAAAACUACAAAUAGCACAGCUUCUGCUCCUGCGACGAAUGCUUUUAGUUAUUCGCGAUACGUCCCUCCGAGCGCAAAGCCUGUACCUCAGCCCAAACCCAUAGAGACUCCCCAAGUCUAUUACUUUGAUGAAGAGCCGCCUAAGAAUGCCAAACGGAAAUUAGAUGCUUCAGAUGAGCGCAAAAGCUCACCAGGUCCUGAUAGCAAGAAGACCAAGACAGAGGAGCCAACAACACAAAAGGAUGGAGAAGAUGCGCCGAAGAAAAAGAAGAAGGUCAGAAGAGGCAAGCGGAGAACCGGAGCUACCAAUGAUGAACGCGACGAUGACGACAUCAAGCCCGCGCAAAAGGCCCCCGAGGUCAAACCCAAGGAAGCAAACGAAACGCCCGAAGAGAGCCAGACUUUGGACGAAGAUUCAGCAAAGGACAAGGAAAUCCUGAAACGAGAAAUGAAGGAAAAGAAAGAGAAGAGGAAGAGAAAGGUAAAGGAUAGAGAGCAAGAAUUAGAAGUUCCUCACAUGCCUGCUCCCGAGGACGAAAAUCGCAACGAGGAUGUAUCCAUGACCGACGCGGCAGAACCCAUUCAAGAGGUUGAGAAUGUCCCUGAGCCUACCGAAGCAGCACCAGAUGAGGAAGACAAAAGACAAAAGCGCAGGGAGAAGAAAAAGAAGGAAAAGGAAACUGAGCCAGCAGAGGAACAACAAGACGAACAGCAGACAAACCAGCGGCACAAGACGGUCAUGAGCAGGCUUGAAAAGUCUCUUAAGCUUGCCAGUGAGCUGCCCGCGGACGAAGAGCAUGAAGAGGAUCAGGGCGAACUACACGGCCUCGAGCCUUUACCUCAGCCAGAGCUGAUCAGCUCUCUGACGACCUCAAAGCCGAGCUACAAGAUUCUGCCCUCGUGGCUUGAAGAUCCGAUUCGUGUCUCUCAGGACACACGCACGCCUUUCGCUGAACUAGAUAUUAUACCCAAGGCUUGUCGAGUAUUAGAGGAGAAGGGAUUCCGAGAUGCCUUUGCUGUGCAGACUGCCGCAAUCCCUCUCCUGCUGCCAACAAGCAAGCAACGGGGAGAUGUGCUCAUCUCUGCCGCGACCGGUUCCGGUAAGACACUGGCCUAUGCUCUCCCUGUUGUACGAGAUAUCAGUCAAGGAUAUCUCACGAGGCUGCGUGCGCUAGUAGUCCUACCAACACGUGAACUGGUCAAGCAAGCUCAAGAGACCUUUGAACUUUGCGCUAGGGCAUUCGAUGGUGGUGAUCGAAAAAGAGUACGAGUAGGAAUCUCCAUUGGUAGCCAGUCGCUCGAGGUCGAGCAGAAAGCCUUCAUGGAUCAGGAGCUUCGAUAUGACCCUGAUGCAUACAAAAAGCUACGAGAGGAGACACAGCGUCGAAACCAGCUGAAAUGGGGCCUUUCAGCAUCGGAUAGCCUCCAAGAUCUUGACAUGGAGGACACAGACCCUCGAUUAAGCCAUAUGAACGGAUAUGUGGUCGAUUACCUUUCCAAAAUAGAUGUUCUGAUAUGCACUCCUGGACGACUGGUUGAGCAUAUGGAACAAACAAGGGGCUUCAACCUGGAUUAUGUUCGAUGGUUGGUAGUUGAUGAGGCGGAUAAGCUACUCGCUCAGAGCUUCCAAGGCUGGCUUGACCUCGUUAUGGAAAAGUUCCGGAUCAAUAAGUUUACCGCACGAGACUUCCAUGACAUGGACUUUUCUGGUGUUCGCAAGGUUAUUUUGAGUGCUACGCUCACAAGAGAUUUGAGCCUCCUCAAUCAAUUGGGCCUGCAAAGACCACGACUGAUUGUUCUGGAGAGCGAUGGCGACACCCAGAUUGCUGAGCAUUCUCUACCCGUGUCGUUGAUGGAGCAUGCAAUCAGAGUGCACGACACCAAUCUCAAGCCCCUCUACUUGCUCGAUCUACUCCGCAGUCAGGACAUGCUCAUGGCAAGCCCGAACAAAGACGAAGAGGAACCCAAGGCUGAUGAAGCCGAAGAUUCAGUUACCAGCUCUGACUCAAGCUCCAGUUCUGACUCCGACUCCGACUCUGAUGCGACUUCAGAUACAAGCUCCGACACAUCUUCUGACUCGGAUUCUGACACAGAGACGGAUACCAGACCCAAGGUCACAGGCCGGACACUUAAGUCUCACAUCCCGAUUUCUCUUAUUUUCACAAAGUCCAACGAAUCUGCACUUCGUUUGUCACGACUACUCGCUCUGUUGGAUCCCUCCUUGGCCAACCACAUCGGCACACUCACAUCAACUACACCAACACACAUCCGCCGCAAGACUCUCCGGGCCUUCUCGACUGCCUCAUCCCCCAUUCGCCUUCUCAUCGCCUCUGACCUUGUCGCUCGUGGUAUCGAUCUUCCCAACCUUGACCAUGUUAUCAACUACGACCUACCGCCCAGCGUGGCUGGCUAUGUUCACCGAGUUGGUCGAACAGCUCGAGCUGGAAGGGCAGGAUGCGCUUGGACACUCGUUGGCGAUGAUGAGAGUGGUUGGUUCUGGGGCAAGAUUGCCAAAGGUGCUGGAGUCAAGAGAGCUCAAAAGGUCGAGCGAACAAGGAUUGAGGAGAUUGAUGAAAAGAGAGUGGAAGAGUAUGAGGCUGCUUUGGAGAAGCUGGAUGCCAGCACUAUGGGUUGUCUUAUGCAUUACAUGCCAGAAUAUCGACACAUCUGA
Messenger RNA from Fusarium redolens, 2742 nucleotides. RefSeq names its product P-loop containing nucleoside triphosphate hydrolase protein. The transcript has 2 exons. Gene Ontology annotation, cellular component: nucleus. NCBI's taxonomy places the organism in Eukaryota, Fungi, Ascomycota, Sordariomycetes, Hypocreales, Nectriaceae. Gene Ontology annotation, molecular function: nucleic acid binding; ATP binding. The record is from RefSeq and is a predicted model, not a curated record. Bases 1 to 2742 code for a protein of 913 amino acids.